AUGGCGGGGAACAAGCUCCGGAAGCCGUACACCAUCACCAAUCCUCUGCAGAAGUGGACCGCCGACGAGCACGACCGGUUCCUCCACACGCUGGUGCUGCACGGCCGCGACUGGAAGAGGAUCGAGGCGUUCGUCGCCACCAAGACAGCCACGCCCAGAAGCACUUCCUCAGGGCUCAGAAGAUGGGCCUCGCGGUGCCGCCAGUGCACCCUCGUCGCUCCGGCGCCGUCCCGUGAGGCCGAGAAGUAUUCCCCAUCUAGCCAUCUCCCUCCCUCAGAUUCACUCACCAGUCACCAGCGUCCAGCGACAUGGCGGAGGCCAUUGCCAUAUCACUCUCUGGUAAACUCGCCGUGGCACUGUCGCGCAGCGCCGCCCUUGGCAUCUCACGCCUCAUCGGCGUCCGCUCCGACAUUGCCGCUGCUAAAGGGGACCUCGACCUCCUCCGCACCUUCCUUCGUUUCGCAGACUCCCGCCGCGGCAGCACCGGCCGGCACGGACGAACUCGUGGCUGAGUGGGUAAGGCAGGUCCGCGAUGCCGCCUUCGAGUUAGAGGACGUGGCUGACGAGUGCUCCUUCCUCUCCGUCCACCGCCGCUUCGCCAAGGACUUGGUCAACAUCAAGGCCUGGCUCGCUGUGUCGAGGCGGUUGCGCAAGGCUCGGGAGACGCUCUCCCACCUGUCGGCAAUCAAGGGGCAGUACGGCAUCCACCCCGCCGACGCCGUCGACCCCGCCAUCGUUAGCGGGACGGCAGCGGCGUUGGCGGUGAGUGCUCACUUCUUGGAGAAAGAGGAGAUAGUCGGUUUCGCUGCGCACGAGAAGCAACUCCUGGAGUGGGUGGUCGAGGACGCGGAGCCACGUCGGACGCUGGUCGCCGUCUGUGGGAUGGGCGGCGUCGGCAAGACCACCCUCGUCACCCGCGUGUACAGGGAGGCGGCGGCGACGAGCCACUUCGAUUGCUCCGCGUGGGUGGCCGUCUCUGGAGGCGUCACGCGGGACGACGUCCUCUGGAAGAUCCUCAAAGAGCUGCACCUGCAGUGCGACCGCGAUGAUGAUGACUACCGGUCGCUCGUGGCGGCUGUAAGGAGGCAUCUUGGGAAGAGGAGGUAUCUGAUCGUGCUCGACGACGUCUGGGACGCGCACCUGUGGGACACGCUCCUCCGUCAUGCGUUCCUCGACGACGCGACCGGUAGCCGCGUGGUCAUCACCACCCGCAGCAGAGACGUGGCUAUGGCCGCGGUGCCCGAGAGGAUCAUGACGCUGCAGCCACUGCCGUGGCACGAGGCGUGGACGCUCUUCUGCAACGUCGCCUUUAGGUCCUGGUCCAGGGAGAGGGAGGAGGCGGCGUCCGACACCGACGGCAGAAGGACGUGCCCGAGCCACCUGAAGGAGCUCGCUAGCAGCUUGCUAGAUCGAUGCGGUGGCUUGCCGCUGGCGAUCGUGUCCAUCGCCAAUCUCCUCGCGCUGAAAGAGAGGACAGUGUUCGCCUGGAAGAACGUCCACGACAGCCUCGUGUGGGACAAGAGCAGCAGCGACCUUGGGAUAGGGGAGGCCGCAAGCAUACUUAACCUCAGCAUCGAUGACCUGCCGCACCACCUCAAGAGAUGCUUCCUGAGCUGCAGCAUAUACACCGAGGACUUCUUGAUCAAGAGGAAGAUACUGAUAAGGGACUGGGUCGCGCAGGGCUUCAUCCAAGAGGAACAACAUGGCUCUGCAGCCACACGUACAGUGGAGGAUGUCGCAGAUGAUUAUUUGGACCAGCUAGUACACCGCAGCCUCAUCCAAGUUACUGAAACCAACGAAUUUGGCCGUGCCAAACGGUGCCUUAUUCACGACCUCAUCAGGGAUCUGAUUAUCCAAAGGUCAAGAGGAGAAGGCUUCUUUCAGUUUACCAAGCGCAAGAUAACAAUGGACUGCAGCGUCAGAAUCCGUCAUCUUUCAGUUGACCGAUGCGAACUGGAUUGCGAAUCGCUUCCAAGGCAGGUGCAGGCUUCUCUUCGCUCCUUCCACGCAUUUGGGUCAGAAUUCGGUGCUCUGUUCCUAUCCCGAUUUAGGCUGAUAACUGUUCUCAACCUCUGGUUCGUUGAGAUGAACAAGUUGCCCAACACGGUGAUGAGUCUGUACAAUCUACGGUAUCUCGGUAUCCGCUCGACUCUCAUCCAAGAACUACCGGAGAAUCUAGGAAACUUGCAGAAGCUGCAAACAUUGGACGCCAAGUUAUCCAUGGUGCAAAGGUUACCAGACAGCACAGCCAAACUAAAGAGCAUGCGCCACCUGAUACUUUUGAGGCGUCCAACUGCUGACUUAUUUGGGCCCCCGUUUCCCGGCAAAGCAGUUGGAGCUCCUAAAGGGCUAGAAAACCUGACCAGCCUGCAGACACUCAAGUAUGUUGUAGCUGACAAGAAGAUGGUUGGUUCCUUAGCAAGACUGGAACAGAUAAGGAGCCUAGAGCUAUCUGGAGUAGAUGCGAGCCUUACUUCUGAAUUGUCAUCGUCAAUCUCCAGAAUGAGCUGUCUUGUGCGCUUGGGUUUGGAAACCGAGCCGACAGCGACAGAAGAUGCAGUACUUGACUUGGACUCAAUUACUCCACCACCACUUAAGCUACAAAAACUCGCAUUGACUGGCAAGUUAGCAAGAGGGAGGCUGCCAUCAUGGACAUGCUCUUUGACUAGCCUCGUGCAACUACGGCUGUGCCGUUGCGCUAGUGCGCAAGAUUCAUUCUUUCUCCUCGCAGCGCUUCCAGGGCUUGUAAAUCUUAGCCUUAUCGACACAUACCAUGACAAGGUCAUGACCUUUGUGGGAGGUAGUUUUCCUGCACUGAAAAGACUCACCUUGCAGGACUUGGCUAACCUUAGUCGUAUAGAGUUUCAGCAAGGUUGCCUACUAAAGCUACGUGACCUGGUACUUGACCACUGCACCGAGCUGACUGAGGCACCUGUAGGCAUGAAGAACCUCAACCAUCGUCUGAACUCGGAAGUUUUUGGCAUGCCAACAGAGUUUGCAGAUAAGUUGAAGGAACACAGUCAUGAUUCUGAUAUUACAAAUUCAGAAGUCGAUCGUCGGGCACAUCUGUGUUUGAGGUACUUGAGAUGGGUUGGAAGAAACAAGUGA
Molecule: messenger RNA, 3108 nt
Organism: Miscanthus lutarioriparius
Lineage: Eukaryota; Viridiplantae; Streptophyta; Magnoliopsida; Poales; Poaceae
Source: the annotation of a GenBank genome assembly